AUGUACUUGAUUUGUUGCACUAUUCCUCGUCAACGGUUUAUUCAUUACUCACUGUCAAGUCUUUCCAUUGAGUCUUCCUCUCAUUUGCAGUACCUUGAUCUUUCAGGGAAUUAUCUUGUUGGAACCAUUCCUCAUCAACUUGGAAGCCUUUCAAGUUUACAAGAGCUUAAUCUUAGAUACAAUUACAGACUCAAAUUUGAUGAUAAAAAUAAUCAUGUUGGAGGUCAGUGGCUUUCUAAUCUCACUCUUUUAACCCAUCUUGACUUGAGUGACAUAUUCAAUCUCAAUUCUUCUCAUCUCUGGAUGCAAAUGAUUGCUAAGCUUCCUAGCAUACAAGAAUUGAAGCUAUCUUCUUGUGACCUUUCCGAUCUUUACCUCCAUUCUCUGUCCCAUUCACGGUUCAACUUUUCUACUUCUCUUGCAAUCCUUGACCUUUCAUUCAAUACCUUUUCAUCUUCCAAAAUAUUUGAAUGGGUGUUUAAUGCCACCUCCAACUUAAUUGACCUUGAUCUUAGUGAUAACAAAUUCAAUGACACCAUUCCAUAUGAUUUUGGCAACAUACAAAACCCUCUUCAACGUCUCGACUUGUUCGGAAAUGAACUACAAGGUGGAGUUCCAGAAUCUAUUAGACAUAUAUGUACGUUAAAAUCAUUGCAUCUUGAUGGUAACAACUUGAAUGAAGACAUUUCAACCAUUCUACACAAAUUGUCUGGUUGUGCAAGAUACUCACUGCAAUAUUUGGGUUUAAGUUUCAACCAAAUUACUGGAAAAUUGUCUGAUUUUUCAAUAUUCCCAACUCUAAUAUCACUUGACCUUUCAAAUAAUAUGUUAAGAGGGAGGAUUCCAGAUGGAUUUCCAAAAUCGUUGGAGUCUUUGUCAUUUGAAUCAAAUUCUUUAGAAGGCGGAAUUCCAAAAUCAUUUGGAAACCUAUGUUCAUUAAGAUGGCUAUAUUUGUCAGAAAACAAGCUGAGUGAAGAUCUUUCAGUGAUACUUCAUAACUUAUCUUUUGGGUGUGCAAAAGAUUCACUUCAAGAAUUACACUUGGAUAGCAACCAAAUUACUGGCACGGUACCUGACAUGUCAAUGUUCUCAUCUUUAGGAACUCUCGACCUAUCCAACAAUUCAUUAAGGAGGAUACUAAAAGUUUCAACAUUCCCCUAUCAUUUAGAAAAUCUAUACUUGGAUUUUAAUGAUUUGGAAGGUGUGAUCACAGACUCUCAAUUUGGAAACAUGUCCAUGUUAAAGGAAUUAUACUUGAGUGAAAACUCAUUGUCUCUCAUAUUCCGUGAAAAUUGGGUGCCAGCUUUUCAAUUGAAUACCAUUGGGUUAAGGUCAUGUAUGUUAGGGCCUAGUUUUCCAAAAUGGUUGCAGAGUCAAAAACUUCUUCAACGGAUAGACAUUUCUAAUGCUAAAAUUUCAGAUGCAGUUCCAGUAUGGUUUUGGACUCAAACAAAAAAUUUAAAUUUCAUGAAUAUUUCAUACAAUAAUCUGUUUGGCACAAUUCCAAAUUUGCCCAUAAGAUUUUAUGAAGGUUCUGAAGUAUUUAUGGAUUCAAAUCAAUUUGAAGGUUCAAUCCCCCUGUUUUUGCAAAGUGCAACAUUUCUACGGCUGUCCAAGAACAAAUUUUCCGAAACUCGUUUAUUUUUAUGUUCUAACAAUUCAAUUGAUAGAUUGCGCCAAUUGGAUAUAUCAAAGAAUCAACUAUCCAAGCAGCUCCAUGAUUGUUGGAGUCAUUUGAAAUCAUUGGAAUUUCUAGAUUUGAGUGACAAUGCUUUGUCUGGUGAAGUACCAUCCUCAUUGGGAUCUUUACUUGCACUUAAGGUGUUGAUAUUGCGUAACAAUACCUUCAUUGGGAAGUUGCCUGUCUCCUUGAUAAAUUGCACAGGACUGAUCAUGCUUGAUGUUGGAGAUAAUAGAUUCUCCGGACCAAUUCCGUAUUGGUUAGGACAACAAUUGGAAAUGUUAAGCUUACGAAGGAAUCAAUUUUAUGGAAAUCUUCCGCGGAGUCUUUGUUACUUAACAAAUAUUCAGUUGUUGGACCUUGUAAGAAAAAAUAGAGGGUGA
This is a messenger RNA of Vicia villosa (hairy vetch), 2064 nucleotides long. RefSeq names its product receptor-like protein EIX1. Gene Ontology annotation, molecular function: protein binding. Lineage: Eukaryota; Viridiplantae; Streptophyta; Magnoliopsida; Fabales; Fabaceae. The transcript has a single exon. The coding region runs from base 1 to 2064 and encodes 687 amino acids. The record is from RefSeq and is a predicted model, not a curated record.